AUGGCCCGUGGAAAACGAAACAAGCGGAACCCAAAGGCUCAUGCCCCACCUCCGAUUUCCGAGCGAGAAGCAAGACUUCAAUCGCGUCGGACGCGUCUCCAAGUCCUCGAUCAUCUGCCAAUGUCCGGUGCCGCUCCGUCGCCGCCGGCGUUCCCAGCUACUUCUCCGUCGCCGCAAACACACAUACAUGAAUCGAACUCAAAACCUUUUGGAGAUCGAAUCUCGAUGAUGGGUAUGAGGAUCUCGAGCCCCCGGGGUCAUCCCAGCAAGGCUUGUCCGACGACUCCGUUGACGCGACCCAUUCACGCUCGGCCGUCAGACUGCGAAGGGUGCGUACUGCCUCAGUCAUCAGACCAUGUCGUUACUUGAAAGUCUAACGUUUAUGUUGCUGCUAGUCUUUCAAUGAAGUGGAUCUAUCCCCUGGAUCGGACAAGAGGCUGCAUGAGCCACAGACUCGCCCACGAGUAGUAGACUACAGCUUGGUGAGCAGACGAUGAGUUCAUGGUGGCGGCUACCCGUUCAUAAUCCAUCUUUAGGGGCAUUUAUGAACUUGUCUGAUGGCCCAUUCCACCCAAAUUGAUCAUUUGGGCGCUCUAGUUACAGUCGGGGUCGUCGAUGACUUUACUGCAAGAGGAAGCGCCUGUGUUCCCCGAGCCGCGAACGUCCGGCGAGACGAUCAAUUGCGGUUCCGUUGCAAGUUCUCCUGGUGGCUGGCCAGGGUCCACCAGCGUUGAGGUACGAGACGACACGUUUGAUCACGGUCGCGCUCGAACGGAGAGCAUAAUGUCCGAGGCGGAACCCGAACAAACCGCACGAGUUCGCGACUCGCCUUCGCCUCAUCGACUCAGCGUCGCGUCAUCGAUCUGUUCCUCGGAAGGAUCGAGCACACACGAUUCUGGUGGCGUCUUGGAUCACGACGACAGUGCGCUGAAUAUGGGAGGUAAGCGAGUCUUUAAUGCGCAACUGCAAUACCGGCUCGUUCAAUCGUCGAAUCUCCCAUCAGAUAUCCACACUGGGCAAAUUGACCUCGACUUCGACGAUGUGACAUCAUCCGUGACCGAGCGUCUUUCACCACGCCCCUUCAAGACUAUUUUGCUGGGUACGUUACAGAAAUUCCAUUACAAAGGGAGGAGAAUGUAGCCCAUGCUUCCGUCUUGGCCCUAACGAACCUGCGUUUAUUACAGUGCAUCGCUGUGAGGUUCCAACUAUCUGGCCAUCGCCAAGCCAAUUCGAGCCCACCACAUGUGGUGUGACCGCUUACGAAUACAACGGCGACUUGUUUCUUUCGCUUCGAGACGUGUUCACCGGCUCCCACAAUAUGUGUCUUUGGAAGGGCACAUCCCCACGUCAGUCAACUGUCGCGCCAUUUCCGACUCGGCAAAAACUUUGACACUAAUUCGACCCUCAACUGGGUACCCAUAGCUGAUGAUGCCUGCGGGCGCUACUCCCGUGGCACGUUCUCUUUAUCUGGAUCACAAAACAUGAUUUUUCAAACGGAUGUUUUCAGUCAACUAGAGUCUGCUAGCCCUGCCGACACAACGCUCCUGAGUUCUGCCCAAUUCAUUCGACUGGCCAAAGGCGCAGCAGCUUCGGAUCCUCCACAACUCUGGAUACAGGUACAUUCUUACUCCCUCGUUGGUUCUCUUCUGGUGGCUCUUUUCGCCAGAAUCAUUUUAACACACUCUGGUCUCAUGUGAGACAGAUGUUCUCCACCGAAGCUCAACGGAGAGAGGUGCUCGGCCACUUCUUGCCCACCACCGUCGAUCUGCCGCCAAUCGGUCACAGCCAAGGCCCUGUCGUCCUGGGCGCAUCUGCAACCGACCCUAAGCGAGGCACGUUGCUCACUACGACUUGCCCUCCUCAAACCGACGUGUUGGAACCAGGCAGCUGCCCAAACUCGACCUCUCUCGCUGGAGCCAACGUGCCGGCACCGCACGCGGCUAAGACGCCAAAUCCCCCGGACGACCCCGCGACCCUGCCCUUCUGCAUGCGCCUUGAUACUUCAGGCGCCCCCCUCCUCGUUGUAUUUCUCUCAGAAUUGAAGCCCGAAGAAAUUCGGAGCGCCUACGUCCCCAAUGGAACAUGGACGAUCCCAAUUCGCGUCGAGCGCCAUGGGUUGAAUACUAGUCCGAUCAUUCAGCCCAUCUUCUCUUACAGCAAACAGUCUGGCUCGAGAUACCGCAAACGUCCUCACCACAACAAGUACCCUCAUCUUUCAACAAAAGUCAAAGCCAUCAAAUCGAAGUGCUUGGGAGUAUAUGUGUGCGCAGAUUCCGACUGCUUUGGUAUCGACCGAGCCAAGGGAACGUCGUCUGUCGGAUCGCGUUCCAACACCGUUUCAGCUGCCAGGGACGGACCCAAGCGACACGUGCAUUCGACGUGUACGGCGCACUCACUUCGGCGAGAUUGUGACAUAUGCCAUGGGCCGUUGAUGCACAAAACAUGCGAAGCGUACACUCUCAUAGCGCAACUGGACGAUUCGGAUCUCACGGCAGCAGAGCUUGCGGAUCCUAAGUAAGUAUUACCUUCUUCACGGCCUCAACAGCCCCACAUAUCUUUAGCUCAUGAUCGCCUCACGCUGCAGCUUCGACAGAUCUAAAUUUCGAAACGUGUGGCAUGUCGGCUACCAUGGUCAUCGUCCGCCACCGGCCAACGCCUCCGACCCCGCUGCUGCGCGAGCUUAUGCGGCAACCUUGCAUUAUCGCACAAGCAUCCAUCCCGCUGUGCCCCGGGCGUACUUGAUCCGAGGCAAUACGCCCCAUUAG
Microbotryum saponariae is the source of this 2765-nucleotide messenger RNA. NCBI's taxonomy places the organism in Eukaryota, Fungi, Basidiomycota, Microbotryomycetes, Microbotryales, Microbotryaceae. The record is from the annotation of a GenBank genome assembly.